Messenger RNA from Stylophora pistillata, 3727 nucleotides. RefSeq names its product putative glycoprotein hormone G protein-coupled receptor. Lineage: Eukaryota; Metazoa; Cnidaria; Anthozoa; Scleractinia; Pocilloporidae. Gene Ontology annotation, molecular function: protein binding; protein-hormone receptor activity; G protein-coupled peptide receptor activity. The record is from RefSeq and is a predicted model, not a curated record. Gene Ontology annotation, biological process: hormone-mediated signaling pathway; activation of adenylate cyclase activity; adenylate cyclase-activating G protein-coupled receptor signaling pathway. Gene Ontology annotation, cellular component: plasma membrane.
CUCAAACUGAAAAGUCCUUGUCGAAGGCUCAACGGACAUGGAAGUUUACGGAGGUUGUGUUUAGCGUCGUUUAUCGAGCAUACGUACGCACAGUUGUAAACUAGAUCCGAUCUGUGGUCUGUGCACAAGAUGCUGGCUGUAAUUUUAACAAUUUUAGCUCUAACGGAGUUUGGAGAGGGGAAAAGAUGUCCCGUCGAAUGCACAUGCUCCAUGGCCAGAAUGGAGGUUACAUGCUUGAAGAUGACGUCCUUCCCAUCCAUGGACAGUUUUCCGGCCAACACAAGUUCACUGGCUAUAUAUCAUUCCUCGUUCUUAAACAUAACUGGAGGCGAGUUGAAUAAAUUGAAGAACCUGUCAUUCAUACGCCUGAGCAACAACGUUAUAACGAAGAUACAAGCUGGGGCCUUUGAUGGCCUCAAAGAUCUCUUUGAAUUAAACCUGGAUCACAACAAACUGGAGACCUUUCCUGUUUUCAAAAACAGGUCACCGUUAAAGAGGCUAUAUCUCAACCACAAUAGCAUCGAAACAUUGUCGCGAGUGUCUCUAAAAAAUCUACCGGAGCUGGAACGGUUAGAAUUAGACGAGUCAAGCAUUACAGAAAUACCUGCUUUUAUGUUCAGUAACAACAAAAAGCUCUGGAAGUUGUCUAUACAGAACUCAUCUUUGGAAAAAAUUGAUGAUAAUGCAUUUACAGGUUCAAACCUCCAGGAACUGUUCUUACAAGGUACAAAAAUCACAUCGCUACCAGCAACGGGACUUGAUCAAUUAAAAAAAUUACACCUGGAGGGGGUUGAAGAUUUCUGGUCCAUUCCAGCUGGUCUGAAGAGUAUCACAGAGGUGUAUCUGAGUCAAUACAACUCUUUUUUGUGCUGCGCCUUCCAUCUGGGUACAUACCAACGAAAUGUGGCUCGACAAAAGGGCGACCAGUGGGGGACCUCCUCAUCUAGGCAUUCCACAUCAGCUGUUUACAAAACCACAGCAACGACAAAUACUGGUGAAUCCUCCACUUUAACGCCUGUUACUUCAGAAUCUUUUAGAACUACAACAUACACGCCAACGCAGAGCUCGAGCCAACACCAUAACUCAUCGACCACUCCUUUUAACCCAUGGGGAAGGAGAAAACGUCGUGGCUGGGGAUGGGGGACAGAUCCCCCCACGGCUAACGAUACAAAUGUUAGUUAUACCCCAGGGGUAACUACAUCUGGUUCUAACGAUGGGGAUUCGUAUACACUCCCUGGUGGUUUUAUCUCCGGAACAGCUCCUCAUCCUUCUACAAUCCCCCAUGAAAAUACACCAGACAGCAGUAUUCCAUUUGUCACAGAACCACCCUUUUUAAACGUGACUUGCUUGCCCGAAAGAGACGCAUACCACCCAUGUGAAGACAUAAUGGGAGCAAAAUGGCUGACUGUGAUGUCCUUGAUGGUGGGAGGCGUGGCUCUGGUGGCAAAUCUUGUCGUCGUUGUUGUCAUGCUAUCGAGUGACCGCCGUUUAAACGUUCACCGUUUUCUAAUGAGCAACUUGGCCUUUGCGGACUUUUGUUUGGGUUUAUACAUCUUUCUUCUCGUAUGCGUUUCGCUGAACACUUCAGGUGAUUAUUACAAUCAUGUCAGGGCCUGGCAGCUCGGCGCUGGUUGUCAGAUCGCAGGUUUUCUUGCCGUGUUCUCCACAGAGCUGUCGGUAUACACCUUAACAGUCAUCACAAUCGAACGAUACUUCGCCAUCGUGUACGCCAUGGAAGUGAAUACUCGACUUUCACUCCGUAAAGCGGUAAAAGUUAUGAUUGCAGGAUGGCUUCUUGCUCUCCUCCUCGCCAUUCUCCCCAUUGUUGGCGUAAAUGACUAUAGUACCGUGGCAAUUUGCUUGCCCUUUGAUUCCCACACGAAAGGAGCCUUGGCCUACGUGAGUAUCAUAUUGGUACUAAAUUUUGGGACUUUCUUGAUCAUCGCAGGAUUGUACGGAAAAAUGUUUCUAGUCGUUGUAGGACCCGGCCCAGUUGAUGGGGCCCCACAGAGGAAUGAUGCAAAAGUUGCGAAGCGGAUGGCUUUACUUGUUUUUACCGACUUUGUCUGUUGGACUCCCAUUGCAUUGCUCGGCCUUUUAGCGGCUUUUGGCUCACCUCUCAUCGGAGUGGAAGAAUCAAAGUUUCUCCUUGUGUUCUUCUUUCCACUCAACAGCUUAUGCAAUCCAUUUUUGUACGCCUUCUUCACCAAAGCGUUCAAGCGAGAGUUCUUUGCACUUCUGAGUCGCUUUGGUUUCUGCCACACGCGCGCUCUGCAUUACAAAGGAACACUAUCGUCGCUUAUCUACUCCCGGUCACGCACUAAGCGCUCCACAAUAGCUGAGGAUGACACAAGAUCGAAGAGAAUCUCACAAGUAUCUGCUACGUCAGGCAAUGAGAUCAAACCAGGGAUUGGUUUCCUUAACGGCAAUUGCAAUGUUUACCAAAACGGCCAUCCCCAGGGUGGCUCAUCGGAGUGUAUUCCCAUGAAAGGUGUCCGCAACCCAGGCUUUGGCGAUGUAUCACCAGAAAACCCUGACAACGAUGAUGUCUUUUUCAACCCAAGGGCUGGAGCAACAAAAACGCCUGAAUUGUCUCCGAAAUCUCCCUCGUGCAGAUUGCACGCCGAGAUGGAAUCCCCUGAUGGGUCAAAUCAAAGCACACCCCAAAUUUCACGAGCUCCAAGUGUCGGCAGUUUUCAUGCAAUUGAGGGGCAGCUUACGGAGAAAAGAACCAAAAAACAGUCUGUAUCCUUCAGGGAUCUCCCGAAAAUAGACACACAAAGCUCAACUGAAACACUGCCACUGCACUCAAGGUCAUCGGUGGUUUUUUAAAAUGAAAUUCAUUGGUUGUUCCUCCUGGACCUGUCCACUCUUAUGUAACCUGCCUGGUGCUGUUCAAGAAAUAGGAGGAGUUGCGCUCAGCUCUGUUGUCGUGCAAUCGAAUGGAUCCCCCUUACGGAAACUCACUUUGGUGAAAUACAGCGAUAAGGUUAGAGAAAAUAUACUUCUUCGUUCUCGUUGAGCUUUUAUUCAAACGGAGUGGGAUAUCUUCCAGGAAUCAUCACAAAAUUAAAUUUGAUGAAGAAGAAAAGUCAAACUGACAGACAUUUUGCCAUCCAAGAUUAUGUUGUAGCAUACUUGAGAAAGUUGACCGAGCUGUUCAGUUCCCAACCAUUUUGAGGAAUACGUGAUCGCAGUUUUAAAUCUCGAGUAAACAUUUGACGAAUUAUUUGUAGAAAAAUAUCAAAGAUAUAUUAAUCGAAGUUAGUCUCUAAUAUAUUGACAACUUUUGUUGGAUUACGGAUGACAGUAGCUUGUUUACAGCAUUAAAGACCUCUCCAGAACUGGCGCCCGAAAUUUAGGUUCACUAUUCAGGAAAAAUAUAUAUACUCAUAAAAAAGAGCUUAGUUGAAAUGGUAUGUACUUGCAAGUGAAAGUUAUAGAAGACAUAUGGAAGCUCCUUUUUCAAGAAGAUCCACCCACGUUAUAUUCAGAUUGUUUCACAAACAAAUGAUGUCGCUAGGCCAUUACUUCCAAUUCAAGUUGUAUUUUCUCGGCUGCACUGAACAUUUUGUUCCAUAAAAGUAUUUAGGGCUACGAUACCAAUGAUGCUUACAUGGUGUUGAUACCCAAUUUUAUUUUUAUCUUUUUAGCAGCCAUUUCUUGAAUAGGAUAGUUUAUAGAACAUAUACAUUAAUAUAAAAACAUCACUUUUUAACUUUUGAAA